Molecule: messenger RNA, 213 nt
Organism: Paramecium sonneborni
Lineage: Eukaryota; Ciliophora; Oligohymenophorea; Peniculida; Parameciidae
Source: the annotation of a GenBank genome assembly
AGAAUGUAUAAUAAAAAUUACAAGUUAAAGCAUGUGCUAAAGGGAAUAGAGCUUUUAUUUAGAAAUAGAUUGAGAACUCCUUUAUUGACAAAUGUCCCCUCAAUAUCAAUAAAUGGAUAAAUUGAGAAAUUGUAAGUAGAUUUUGGAUAAAGAAUUUGUUCUAAUGUGGAUUUAUCAACUUUAUUGUAAAGACAUUAAAUGGAAUUGAACUGA